GAAUAGGAAGACGAAAGAGACAGUGCCACAGUAGAGGGAGGAGAACGACAAUUGGCGGAAAAAGAGGUUACUAUUUUUUUUUUUUUCCACCCAGUGGGCCCACAUUAUAAACUAUAGCCCAUGAGCCACAGCCGGCCCAUUUUGCAAUGUCGUCUGACAGGUUUUACUUCUUCUUCAUUAAUUCGAGUUCGAGACGCAGCAGUUCAGUCUCUGGUUAUCAACUGUUUAUUCUAUCGAUGAAUUUAGCAACCUCCGGUUUCAGACCCACCUUGAAACCAACUUUAACUAUUCCAAUAUUGGAGACCUUGUUGCACCAAUGUCAAAUCCCCAAGCACUUCAAUCAAAUUCUUUCUCAAAUGAUUAUCACUGGAUUCCUGAAAGACACGUUUGCUGCAAGUAGACUUCUCAAGUUCUCUACCGAUUCACCCUUCAUUGACUUCAACCGUUCUCGUCAAAUCUUCACUCGCAUUGAAAGCCCAAAUGGGUUCAUUUAUAAUACCAUGAUGAGAGCUUGUCUUCAAAGAAAUUCCCCACAUUAUUGUCUGUGUAUAUAUAAAUUGAUGUUGCAAGAGUUUGUUGAAUCUGAUAAUUACACGUAUCCGAUUUUAGUUCAGUCUUGCUCUGUUAGACAAGCGGAGUUUGAAGGGAAAUUGAUUCACUGUCAUGUUUUGAAAAUGGGUUUUAAUUCUGAUGUGUAUGUAAAGAAUACUUUGAUAAAUAUGUACGCAGUUUGCGAGAACUUGAGUGAUGCACGUGAAGUAUUUGACGAAAGUCCUAUUUUGGACUUGGUUUCUUGGAACUCGAUCUUGGCAGGGUAUGUUUCGAUAGGAGAUGUGGAGGAGGCUAAGUGUAUAUACUAUAGGAUGCCGGAAAGGAAUGUCAUUGCUUCAAAUUCAAUGAUUGUGUUGUUUGGUAAGAAAGGUAACGUUGCAGAUGCUUAUAGGCUGUUCAGCGAAAUGCCUAAAAGAGAUUUGGUAUCAUGGAGCGCAUUGAUUUCUUGCUAUGAGCAGAAUGAAAUGCAUGAGGAUGCUUUAAUCAUGUUUAAGCAAAUGAAAGCUGAUGGAAUCUUGUUGGAUGAAGUUGUAGUGGUUAGCGUUCUUUCAGCAUGUGCUCGCUUGCUGGUGGUUAGGACAGGGAAAUUGAUCCACAGUUUGGCCGUUAAAAUUGGAAUUGAAUGUUAUGUUAAUCUUCAAAAUGCUUUGAUUCACAUGUAUUCAACUUGCAGAGAAGUAGAGGCUGCACAAAAGUUAUUCGACAGGGGUUGCUGCUUGGACCAGAUUUCUUGGAAUUCUAUGAUCUCUGGGUACUUAAAAUGUGGGGAAGUUGAAAAGGCAAAAGCUUUAUUUGACUCCAUGCCUGAGAAGGAUAUUGUCUCAUGGACUGCAAUGAUAUCAGGUUAUGCUCAACAUGGCAGAUUUGCGGAGAGUUUGAUGUUGUUCCAAGAAAUGCAGCUUGAUGGAAUCAAGCCUGAUGAAACAACUUUGGUAAGUCUAAUCUCAGCUUGCACUCAUUUGGCUGCCCUUGAUCAAGGUAAAUGGAUCCAUGCUUAUGUAAGGAAGAAUGAUCUGAAAAUUAAUGUCAUGCUUGGCACAACUCUUAUAGACAUGUACAUGAAAUUUGGUUGUGUUGAAAAUGCUUUGGAGGUUUUCGAUGGGAUGGAGGAAAAAGGGAUUUCCACUUGGAAUGCUGUCAUUCUUGGUCUGGCAAUGAAUGGUUUAGUUGACAAGUCACUUGAUACAUAUUCAGAAAUGAAAGAAUGUGGUGUGGUGCCUAAUGAGAUAACCUUCAUGGCAGUUCUUGGAGCAUGUAGACACAUGGGCUUAGUGGAUGAAGGGCACCGCCAUUUUAAUUCCAUGAUUCAAGAGCAUGGGAUUGAACCCAAUGUUAAACAUUAUGGAUGCAUGGUUGAUCUUCUAGGCCGUGCAGGUCUACUAAAAGAAGCAGAGGAACUCAUUGAGAAUAUGCCAAUGGCACCAGAUGUUUCUACUUGGGGAGCCUUGCUUGGGGCUUGUAAGAAAUAUGGUGAUAAUGAAAUGGGGGAAAGAAUCGGAAGGAAGCUCAUAGAACUUCAGCCUGCCCAUGAAGGAUUCCAUGUAUUACUAUCUAAUAUAUAUGCUUCAAAAGGUAACUGGGAUAGUGUUCUUGAGAUUAGGGGGAUGAUGACACAACAUGGGGUGGUGAAGACCCCUGGGUGCAGCAUGAUUGAAGCAAAUGGAACAGUUCAUGAAUUUCUCGCAGGAGAUAAGACACACCCUCAGAUUAAAGAUAUUGAAAAUAUGCUAGAUCAAAUGGCCAAGAAAUUAAAGAUGGAAGGUUAUGCACCAGCAACACAUGUGGUUUCCCUUGACAUCGAUGAGGAAGAGAAGGAAACUACUUUGUUUAGACAUAGCGAGAAGCUCGCAAUUGCCUUUGGGCUUAUAACCAUUAAACCACCAACGCCAAUAAGGAUAAUUAAGAAUUUACGAAUAUGCAAUGAUUGUCACAUAGCAGCAAAGCUAAUUUCUAGAGCUUUUGACCGUGAAAUCGUGGUGAGGGAUCGCCAUCGCUUCCACCAUUUCAAGCAGGGUUCUUGCUCAUGUAUGGAUUAUUGGUAAUAGAAUAGCAGAGAAGACAGAAGCAAGUGGAAAUGCAGCUGUUUUUCUGUAUGCUGCCUGCCUAGAAAAGUGAGCAAUGCACCUUUGAGAACUGGGAAAGAAAAAGUUUUUCUAUUAAUUUCAAGGAGGCAACCUGAGGAUAAGACCUAACCAAUGGUGGUGACACUCUACAGAUGGCAAUGAUUGAUAGAUAAACUCUAGUGGCCAUCAUGCUAUGACUCGUACAUAUUUAUAUGCUUUUACAGUGUACUAAAUCAGAUUGCCAUAUUCCCUUUACAAUGAAAAACAGGUCUAUCCUUGUGGCUCUGGCUGCUAGAAAAUUUGCGGAUAUACAGCCACACAGAAGGAAGCUGUUGUACAUGUCAGACUACAAAGUGAGAUUUUAUAGAGAUCUGUAUUACUUGACAUUUUAUAGAGAUCUGUAUUACUUAAGCUCUUGAUGCUUUUUUCAUUUGUGGACACAUGAAAACAAAAUGUAUCAUCAAUCCAAAUUCGUGUAUUCCUAGAAAAGAAUGUGUUAUUCACAAACAAUGCCAGUUGCUUAAGUUGCCUUGUCUU
Molecule: messenger RNA, 3152 nt
Organism: Jatropha curcas
Lineage: Eukaryota; Viridiplantae; Streptophyta; Magnoliopsida; Malpighiales; Euphorbiaceae
Product: pentatricopeptide repeat-containing protein At3g62890
Biological process (GO): RNA modification
Molecular function (GO): zinc ion binding; RNA binding; protein binding
Source: RefSeq, a predicted model, not a curated record